GCAAUGAGAGGGGGAAAUGCUCUCAUUUCCGAGGCGUUUCCGUUACUUAAAACAUCUUGCGAUAAAGUCCUCUGGUCACGUUUCAGAGAUGAUGUGUGCGCGCGAUCUCAGACAGAGGAUCAGUGCAGUACAGUGACAUACAGGAAGCGCGCGACUUCAACUCAAGGACACCACAUCAAUCUCAACGGUCUCCGGUAUGGCAGAGUUGCUGCGUUUGCUCCUGAGCGUGGCAGAAAAAGCCGCCAAUGUGGCACGCGUCUGUCGACAGGAAGCGCCGCUUUUUGAACUCCUGGUACAGGAAAAGACAGGAGCUGACAAAAACAAGAAAUUCAUCCAGGACUUUAAGACCCUUGCUGAUGUGGUGAUACAGGAAAUGAUUCGCCAUGAUGUUUGUGCCCAGUUUCCAGAACUGACCGGCUUUAUUCAUGGAGAGGAGUCAAACAAGUUUGAGAAUGGGCUUGGGGAGAGUGUUACUGUGACAGUCUGUGCUCAGGAAGAGGACACAACUGCUCUUUUGGCUAAAGUUCUGGAUGGCGAUCGAGCGGCCGCGUCACUCCUGAGCAAAGCGAUCCAUCAGGACCUUCAGCUCAGAGAUGAAACGGCUGAAUCUCUACAGCUGUCAAUCAGCCCAGCUGAUGUGGGCAUCUGGAUUGAUCCCAUUGAUGGUACAAGUCAGUACAUUGAAGGGAAAGAGGAAGAGGAGCCGGAUGAAGGCUUUUGUCCUUCCGGACUCCCGUGUGCUCUGGUUCUGAUUGGGGUUUACUUACGAGCCACUGGUCAACCAGUUAUGGGUGUCAUAAACCAGCCGUUCAACCACAAAAUCUCAGCGGGAAAAGGGUAAGAGUGCUGCUUUACUGUGUGUAAAUGUAGUCACAGCUAAAGGGUUUUAUUACACUAUA
This is a messenger RNA of Megalobrama amblycephala (Wuchang bream), 899 nucleotides long. Its product is annotated as inositol polyphosphate 1-phosphatase-like. The coding region runs from base 197 to 841 and encodes 214 amino acids. Lineage: Eukaryota; Metazoa; Chordata; Actinopteri; Cypriniformes; Xenocyprididae. The transcript has 5 exons. The record is from RefSeq and is a predicted model, not a curated record. Gene Ontology annotation, molecular function: inositol-1,4-bisphosphate 1-phosphatase activity.